UCUUGAUGAAACUUAAACACUCUCACAACUUUCUACAUGUGUCAAAUACAAGCUUUCUUCACCUCCCAUCUGCUCCUCUAUUUACUCACAAGCCAAAACUUGGCGAUCUCUAAACACAAAUUCUUCUCCUUCUAUUCCUCUUUCUCAUCCACAUGUCAGUCACUGUCUAUCAUCUCUACACCUUCACUCAGUUAUAUCAUUUUCUUACAUAAAAACUAAACCCUACUCACCAUUUGAGUUCCCAAAACAAGUCAUGGGUUGCUCACCAAUCUUGAUCAGUUUGUCUAUUCUGUCAUGUUCUGCCUUAAUCUUGGCAGGUGAUUUCAGAAAAGAUAUUGACAUUGUAUGGGGAAGCGACAAAGCAAAGAUACUCGAAUACGGUCAAGCCAUUACAUUGUCUCUUGACAAAGCUUCUGGCUCUGGUUUUGAAUCCAAGGCUCAGUUCUUGUUUGGUAAGGUCUCUAUGGAGCUCAAACUUGUCACUGGAAACUCAGCUGGUACUGUCACAUCUUACUAUCUUGCGUCUAAAGGAACGAUGUGGGAUGAGAUAGACUUCGAAUUUUUGGGGAAUCUAAGUGGUGAUCCUUAUACAGUCCACACAAAUGUCAUCACACAAGGAAAAGGUGAUAGAGAACAACAGUUUCGUCUCUGGUUCGAUCCCACCGUUGAUUUUCACACUUACUCCAUCCUCUGGAACCCUAAGACCAUAGUAUUCUAUGUGGAUGGUACACCGAUAAGAGAAUUCAAGAAAAUGAACACGAAGAACGUAGCUUAUCCUGAGAAACAAGCAAUGAGAGUCCAUUCCAGCUUAUGGAACGGAGAUGACUGGGCCACGAGAGGAGGGCUCGUGAAGACUGACUGGUCCAAAGCGCCUUUCACGGCUUAUUACAGGAACUUUGAGGUUCAAGACUGUGAUUGGUCGGCCCCUGGCUCUAAUGCAUCUUGCGGUGGUGGUGGUCCAAACUCAUGGCUCAAUGAAGGGAUCGAUGAAAAUAGCAGGAAGAGGCUCAAGUGGGUCGAAAGCAACUUCAUCAUCUAUAACUAUUGCAAUGACGCUAAAAGAUUUCGUCUAGGGUUGCCUACCGAAUGUGUUGUUAUGAAUUAAGAGUACAAAAAAUAUAACAAAUAUGAAAAAGUAUUAUAAA
This is a messenger RNA of Brassica napus (rape), 1145 nucleotides long. RefSeq names its product xyloglucan endotransglucosylase/hydrolase protein 22. Gene Ontology annotation, biological process: cell wall biogenesis; xyloglucan metabolic process. Gene Ontology annotation, cellular component: cell wall; apoplast. Gene Ontology annotation, molecular function: hydrolase activity, hydrolyzing O-glycosyl compounds; xyloglucan:xyloglucosyl transferase activity. The transcript is spliced from 3 exons. The coding region runs from base 254 to 1105 and encodes 283 amino acids. The record is from RefSeq and is a predicted model, not a curated record. NCBI's taxonomy places the organism in Eukaryota, Viridiplantae, Streptophyta, Magnoliopsida, Brassicales, Brassicaceae.